AUGGCAGCAACAAUGAACACCGUGACGACGCUGCCGGAUGGCCAGCAGAUGCUGAUGGAGCCGGUAACUGGCCAGUUCCCCCAGGUCACACCCGGCACCGUGCAGCCCGGUCCAUUGACCCAACCACCAGGCCCCGGCUACAUGUAUGCUGCACCUCCAGGAACCGAGGCUGCACCCGGCCCGGGCUUCAUGUAUGCCGUCCCCACCGCGACUGAGCCCGUGCCCACUGAGCUGCCAGCUGACGCUGCCCCCGGCCCCGGCUACGUCUUCGCUGCUCCCGAGGGUGUGCCACCUGGCGCCAUGUACGCCGCUCCCGCGGCGACCGAGGUGCCACCUGGUGCAAUGUACGCCGCCCCUGCGGCGACGGAGGUGCCACCUGGUGCAAUGUACGCCGCCCCUGAAAUGCCACAGGGUGCAACGUACGCUGCUCCCGUGGCUAUGGAGGGUGCAAUGUACGCCGCCCCUGCUGCCAGCGAGGGUGUGCCGCCGGGUGCAAUGUAUGCUGCUCCCAUCGGUGAGGGUAGUGAGGGGCAACCAGCACCGGCGCCGAUGCUGGGACAGACCAUCAUGGGAAACACUUACCAGGUCAAAAUCCCGGUGGACAGCAUGAGGGAUGAGAGCGGCGCCACGAUGACGCCGCUUGCUUGGAUUGGGAAACUCUCUUCUCAGAGACAAGCUUCGUGA
Symbiodinium necroappetens is the source of this 684-nucleotide messenger RNA. Lineage: Eukaryota; Dinophyceae; Suessiales; Symbiodiniaceae. The record is from the annotation of a GenBank genome assembly.